CUCCUAGAAAUGGAGGCAAAUGUCAACCCCUUGGCCGUGAUACUGGUAUAUUUUGACAGCAAAGGCGACCGCCUGCUCUAUCGGUAUCCCUAUCAGACUCUGGGACAAACAGAGGUGGCCACGGAGGAGCAGCGAAAGUCCAGAAAACGAAACCCCUAUGCCGCCGCAAACACUGACGACUUGCUUCAGACGCCCACACACAUCAGCGCUGCGAAGAGUCAGGGCCAGCUGCAGGGAUUUGCCGAUGAUGUCCUGUCCGCUCUCUUUGCCGUUAAGCCGCAGCUUUGCAACCAAAAGUUCGAGCUGAAGCUGAACGAUGUGAGGUUUGUUAGCCAUCCCACGCUAAUUCCCCAUAAGGAGCAAAGGCCCAGCAAUGCCAGCAGCAGUAUUUCCCUGCCCUCAGCUGGUGGGGUUACUGCGAAUCCGGCACCAGCUGCUCCAUCCUCCGUCUUGGCGGUCAAAAAGCAACAGAUGCUCAUCAACAUAGUCUUUGCCCUACAUGCCCAGGCCAGCUACUCGAUUGUGAAGUGCUACCACGAGCUAAGCAAACGCCUAGGGCUGGCCCUGAAGUUUGAGGAACAACGCAGCGGCUACCUUACGGAGCAGACGGCCCACAUGGCCCGCACACAUGACGAGCAGCAGCAGCAGCCCCUGGAGCGAACACUCGAGCUGAUUGCGGAGAGGUGCAGCCUGGCACAGGCCCUGAAGUCUAUAUUCCAUGAUCUGUGCACCACAGGCCUCCUCAGCACAUCGCUGAAUCAGAAUCUGACGCUCUGCUUCUGCCUGCCGGCCAAGGCACACCAGCUGCACAAGAAGGGAAGCAUGGUGGAUCCCGAGACGAUAGAUCGCUGUCUGCGGGCUCUCAAGCCGUACCACGGCAUGCUUCUGCUAGUGGACUUCGCGGAGCUGCUCGACUGUGUCCCGCCCACGGGGGCCAGGAUGUUGUGGCAGCUGGUGGACGCCUACAAUCCACUGAUAAGCCUACAGAGCAUGGCCUCAAACGCGGACCUAAGCAUCGAGCACGUCUACAAGCUUGUCUCUCACCUGGUCUACUGGGCCAAGGCCACCAUCAUUUAUCCGCUGUGCGAGACGAAUGUGUACGUGAUUGCCCCAGACGCUCCGCUGCACACCAAGUCGCAUCUGGUGGAGAAGUUCUCCACGCGCUUUGCGGGCAUGUCCCUGUUCGAGGUCAUCUCCGAUUUCUCGCUGCCCACAUCGAUUGGACAUCUGACCACGCCCCUACAGCAGCCGGCACGGCAGGGAAUCCUCGCUCAGAUGGUUUUGUGGAUGCUGCAGCACCACCUGCUCAUGCAGCUGCACACCUACGUUCAGUUCAUGCCCAGCGAGGAUGAGUUCGGCGACUCCGCGUCCUGUGGGCAUCAGCUGCGUGGAGCCAGCGACGAUGAGGGGGACCAGGACGCCGAUCAGGACGAGCUGCACGACGGCUCCAUGCUGAGCAUGUCCAGCCAGCCGUUGCCAGUUCCCGUGGCAUCUAUCAAUCAUCGUCGAGACGUCUCCGAGGAUCAUUCCUCCCUAGCCUCGGAUAACAUUGCCGUGCAGCCCUCGUCCAGCCACAAGUCGAACUUCAGCAUGACCGCCUCGCUGAGCACGGAAAAUUGCGACAGCAUCGACUCCAUGGAGGAUGAGCAGAAGCUGAAGGAACUGCUGCAGGUCUUCAACGAUGCGGAUCGGGCCGCCAUCCGCCGGAUACCCGCCUCGCUCAAUGUCGACGAUCUGGCGCUGCUUGUCAAGCUCUAUCAGAUGGGCUACUUCAAAAGCGAGCAUCAUCUCGAGGAGAUAAUGUACUUUGAGAACCUGCGCCGUUCCCAACUUCUGCAGCUGCUUGACAAGUUCCGCGACGUGCUGAUCAUCUAUGAGACGGAGGAUCCGGCCAUUGCCUCCAUGUACAAUAACAAGUAGUUUAAGUUGAAACAAUUAAGCAUUCCGAGCGCAGCCAGAAGAAUUCGAGUAAUUCGA
Molecule: messenger RNA, 1977 nt
Organism: Drosophila persimilis
Lineage: Eukaryota; Metazoa; Arthropoda; Insecta; Diptera; Drosophilidae
Gene: Nprl3
Product: GATOR complex protein NPRL3
Exons: 2
Coding region: 10-1920 (636 amino acids)
Biological process (GO): positive regulation of autophagy; negative regulation of TORC1 signaling; TORC1 signaling
Cellular component (GO): GATOR1 complex
Source: RefSeq, a predicted model, not a curated record